Molecule: messenger RNA, 4011 nt
Organism: Hemiscyllium ocellatum (epaulette shark)
Lineage: Eukaryota; Metazoa; Chordata; Chondrichthyes; Orectolobiformes; Hemiscylliidae
Product: transmembrane protease serine 9-like
Exons: 13
Coding region: 373-1740 (455 amino acids)
Biological process (GO): proteolysis
Molecular function (GO): serine-type endopeptidase activity
Source: RefSeq, a predicted model, not a curated record
UUGCCUUACCAUAAACUGGUCAGAGAUUGUUUGAAUUUUGCAGAACAAGUUUAACUUGUUCUUUGUGGGUGGCUCAGUCAUUUGCUCUUAAAGUCUCCUCAGCUGUCGAAAAGGAAGCACUCUAUUAAUAGAGUUCAAAAUAUCCACACCACUUCUAUCCUCAGCUCGACGUAUUGAAAGGGGUGAAUUUGUAGAAUGGAUAAGUAUGUGACUGAAGCAGAGGCCAGGUCAAUAUUUAAGAACAUGUUGAAAAGCUGGUUGAAGUUAAGAGGAGUAAAGAAGCCUAAAACAAUGAGAUUCAUUGGAUCAGGAAUACGGCUGGUCAGAGAAAUUGAAGGUUGCCAGUAAACCUGCAACCUUUAGUUGUUUGAAAUGAAACCAUCCAAAAGGCUUCUGAUCCUCAUCUUCGUGAUUAUUUUCACUGUUCUGAUUGCUGCAGGAGUUGUAGCUACUGUUUUAGGAGUUCUUCUGACACGAUCUUCCACUUCAAGUGAUAGCUUCUUUACAGGAGAUUUCAGAAUAUUAAACAUUAAUUACAAUGAUGCUUUGUCAACGACUGGUUCCGCUGAAUUCUCACAAUUAGCGAAUGAAAUUCAAACAGAAAUAAAAAAUGUGUAUUCAAGUUCAAAGUUGUCUACACAGUUCGACAAUUCACAAGUUGUAGAAUUCAGGCCAGGCAGUGUUUUUGUAACACUUUUACUACAGUUCAAGAGAAAUGGAAGCACCUCUUUAACAGCAGAAACAGUCAAAAAUACAUUCCAGCAGAGCCUGACGCAAGUCAGUAUGUCCAGUCAAUCUGGUGCCUUGAAUGGUUUCAGCACAGACUUGACAUCUAUUCGGUUCACUGAAAUCAGUCAGGCGGAUGCAAAAGCUCUUCUCACCAGUGUUUCUACAACAGAAAUCAUUACAUCAAAUCCAAGUACCACGGAUGCCACAGACUCUCCUACCACAUAUGCAGUUACAACACCCACCACUGAAAUCGUAACUUCUACAACCAGAAACGACAGCUCAACUUCAACCUGUGGCUCCAGACCUGCAUUCUUCAAUAGGAUUGUUGGUGGGACAAACUCUGUGAAUGGUGAAUGGCCUUGGCAGGUUAGCCUUCAAAUCAGAUCACACAUCUGUGGUGCCUCUAUCAUCUCUGACAGAUGGCUCAUCUCUGCAGCUCACUGUUUUCGGGAUUCAGGAAGCAACCCAUCAAUAUGGACAGCAUUGAUUGGAACAAUUGAUGUAAGAAGAGGUACUGUCCAAACUAUUGAAACAAUUAUCAUCCAUCCACUGUACCGACAAACCUCAAAUGAUUAUGACAUUGCAGUGCUGAAACUUUCAUCCCCUCUGAUCUUUGAGGCUAACAUCCAGCCAAUUUGCCUUCCAUCAAGUGACCGUGUCUUCAAUGCUGGGGACAGCUGCACAAUCACAGGAUGGGGGGCUCUUGAAUUUGAAGGCUCACUACCACGAAUCCUUCAAAAAGCAAAUGUGGACAUCAUCGACGACAACACAUGCAAGAACAUCUAUUCACAAUUUACUGAAAGAAUGCUGUGUGCUGGCUUCUUAUCAGGAGGAGUUGAUUCCUGUCAGGGUGACUCUGGAGGUCCAUUAGCCUGUAUGCAACCUGAUGGAAAGUGGUUUCUUGCUGGAAUCGUGAGCUUUGGUUUUCAAUGUGCCAGACCUGGUUUCCCAGGAGUCUAUGCCCGGGUAACAGCUCUGCGAGACUGGGUGCAGGAGCAGACUGGAGUAUAAAUGGUUCCAAUGAGAAAUGGUCCAAUUUGUACUGUUCCUGGAUUAAUGAACAUUCUCCAUUUAUGAAUUAUAAGUUGAUUCCUAUUCACUAUUUAUUAUUGUGCAGUGAUGCCCCACUGCUGCAUUAUCAGAAAACAAUGUGAUUUUACUUUUUAGACCUGUGUUUUCAAAUUUGGAUGGGACUUUACCGUGACUUAGAGGAAUGGGGGAGCAGGAAAAGUCAUGAAGAGUUGUAUCAGGAGGGCUUCCCAACACAAUCUACAGCCAGGGAAAACUCCCAGUGACAGGACCAGCUGGACCGUGUGCGGGAUCAGCUGGACUGUGUGUGGCUAGCCAAUUAAAAUUCAUACAGACACGAUUAAAACACAUUCCAGGAGGAGCAGCCACUCCAAAUGCCCAAAGGAAGUCUGCAAAGGGUGAGUUUCAUAAAGGCAUCCUCCAUGCAAUGUCCCAGAGGAUCAUCAGAGCUGGAGGUUGGGGUGUUUUGGUCACAUGCAACAAAUAUGUCCGCCCAGCUCAAAUCAACCAUCCGGCAGAGCACGCCUGUUAAUCUCAUCAGAAUUUUAACUUAAACCUUACCUUUCCAAAGCCUCACAAUCUCUGGAGUUGUCUCAACAAUGCCCACUUUGCCAAGUGAGCUCAGAACGAGCCAGCAGGAAUGAGAAGCUGCCUUUAUGAAUGACGCCUGGGGGAGCCAAACAGGAGACUGCCUCCUGGAAAGAGGCUGAGCCAAGCUCUCUGUUGGCUCGUGCUGGGCUCUGGAUCCACGCCCAACCCAUCCUGACAGCUGGGUGAGGAUCCAAAAUCCCAUGGCAAAAUCCUGCCUGUUACUUUUGAGUGAUGUGAAAACGUGUCAGUGAGGCAUUUAUAACCCCAAUAAUCUUUUUCACAAGUAGACAUUUUUGCUCAUGGUCUUCAAUUCCUGGGCUUUUUGUUUUUGUGGAUACUAGUAAAUUAGAGACUGAGGUUAUGUUUAAAAUGAGCUCUAAAUCAAUGAGUGAUACUUGAGAGUGACAUUUCUCAGCCCUCGUGAUUAGUUUGUGUUCAUCUUGUGCACUCCCCAACUCCUUCACCACAAAGUUCAGUGGUUGAACCUUCAGCUGCCUGGGGCAAUAACUACAGAAGUCCCACCCCAAACGAAGGAUGUUCAGAACAUUUAAAUGCAGCUCAACAGUUGUCAUCCUCAACCUUUGCACAAGUGUAUGUCAUCAUUAUGGGUUAGAGUUUGUAAUCUCCCACCAGUGUACGUGAAUACAGAAAGGAGUGAGGGGCAUGUUAAAUCCAGCGUCUGACCUGUCCCUGCCUACCCCACCCACCUUGAUUUUAACAGUGACAGAGAUGGUACUGGGUACCCUGCUGUCUAACAGUGAGCCACCACAGGCCCUUCACUGGGGAACCAAUACCAGCUCAAUAGUUUCAUCCUGCCACCAUGGAGAUUGAACCAGAAGCUUUUCCUGCAUAUAGGCUCAUGGGGCACGGGAAGGAGGUCCAUCCUUAAUGUGCUCCCCAGGGCUCAUCAAGCCAGCCCUCCUAAGGAGACAACAUGCCACUCACCCCGCCCGCAUCCCUCUGACUUCCUGUCACUUCAUUAUGUCCUUUCAAACACUGGUUUAGAAAGCUUUGAUCUGUUCCCACCUUCCAACCUUAACAGUUAAUUUGUUGCACGAUGCCUGUUCUUCUGCCAAGAUCACACGCCUCAGAGAACUAAACAUGCCAAUGUCUAAUCCAAUUCAUUCUGCUACAAGUGGCUGAUGAGCUGACCUUCCUUCCCUCCUCCUGUUGCACUGCCUGCACCUUUUAAGUAUACAGGUCGUUCUGCUAUAACGCGUGUUUCAUUCAUGCGAGAAAGCUGUAACGCGAUUGACAAAUUCGAGACACUGUUUCUAAAGCACAAACUUUUAAAACAUGUGUUGGCUGUAACAUGAUUGCAUCGCCAAUGCUUUAAGCGCUGUUCCUAAAGUGCAAUUUCUCUGUAAUGUAGGGUUGCACAAGAACGUAACCAUUGUGUUAUAGGAGAACUACCUGUCAAGCAAAAUUGAACAAAAACAGAUAUUGCUGGAAAAACUCAUCAUGUCUGGUAGCAUAUGUGUAAAGAAAGCAGAGUUAUCUUUUCAAGUCCAGUGACUCUUCAUCAGAAUCACUUUGAAUCUCAGGGAAAGUUGCACAGUACUCUUGUAGUUAUUUUAUCACUGCUCUCAAUGGUAUGUAAAAAUGCAAGAAAAAUAAUAUUAUCUAUGAAUAAAAAGAUACGGUGGCAAUAUGCAAAAUCAA